Colletotrichum higginsianum IMI 349063 is the source of this 477-nucleotide messenger RNA. RefSeq lists its product as uncharacterized. Gene Ontology annotation, molecular function: protein heterodimerization activity. Lineage: Eukaryota; Fungi; Ascomycota; Sordariomycetes; Glomerellales; Glomerellaceae. The record is from RefSeq and is a predicted model, not a curated record. Gene Ontology annotation, cellular component: nucleoplasm; kinetochore. The coding region runs from base 1 to 477 and encodes 158 amino acids. Gene Ontology annotation, biological process: mitotic cell cycle; chromosome segregation; kinetochore assembly. The transcript has 4 exons.
AUGCACGGUCCACAGAAAGAGGGACUCCAAGUACUUACGCUAGCUGAGAUGAAGUUCAAUCAAGGUGUCUUCGCUUCGGGAACUGCCGCCUGGCCGCCAUGUUGCUGCGGCACCCAAAACAAAGAGCUUCUCCCCACCCGCACCGGAACGUCACACCGAAAUCGAGAGCCCCCGGAUUACAGCACUUCCGUUUUCCAUCGUCAAGAACAAGCCCGCCAUACGAAUUGUAUUUUCCUUAUCAUGGCGCCCGGUCAGAAGGCGUAUCCGCGAGGUACCGUCAAGAAGAUCGUCAAGGCUCAUUCCAACUGCAACCUGAGCAAGAAUGUCGACGUCAUGAUCUAUCUCGACUACGUCCUGUUCAUGCAGACACUUGUGAAGGAAGCGGCCAUCGAGUCCAAGAAGUCUGGAGAGAAAGGCAUCACUGCACGCAGCGUGCAAAAAGUCACAUCGGACACUCUUACCAAAUUCAGAGGUUGA